Dicrocoelium dendriticum is the source of this 571-nucleotide messenger RNA. The record is from the annotation of a GenBank genome assembly. NCBI's taxonomy places the organism in Eukaryota, Metazoa, Platyhelminthes, Trematoda, Plagiorchiida, Dicrocoeliidae.
GAAAGUAAACCGUCGGAGUUGCCAACACACCCCUUGAGUUAUUCGGUAACCGGCUCAAUGCAACACCCGCGUGACUCGCCCGCCGACCAAAGGAACAGCCAUUCGCCGAAAACCUUGGACGGCCACGAACGGGUUGGUCCCCCAACGCCAGGCUGGGCCUUACCGAGGAGGACGCUAGGUUUCCUCGUAGGAGAGGAUGCCCUGUUAUUUUCGUGGGAUGAGAAUCGUGCACUGGAGUACGGUGAUGGAAUUGACACCUCCCAAGCACACCGUCGGAGCUGCAGCGGAGGGAAUGUCCUGUCGGUAUAUUUUUUGGAUCGGCCAGAUUUUCGCAGACUGACGGGCCGGCCCCGACGACACAUCGAUGACGCACGAUGGUCCAAACGAUCAUCAUAAAUAAAUAAUAACAAAAGCAUGGCCAUAUCGAACGCUGCUACACACCCUAACUUGGAAGCGCUUGUACCAGACCACGCAACCGAUUCUCACCCAUCGGCACCCAUUUUCCCCACUAACAGCGCCAUCAAAAGCUUCCAUCCUUCAGCCUUCUGGGGGCUGCCGUUGUAUUUUGUCG